This is a messenger RNA of Arabidopsis lyrata subsp. lyrata, 1223 nucleotides long. RefSeq names its product coatomer subunit epsilon-1. Gene Ontology annotation, cellular component: COPI vesicle coat. Gene Ontology annotation, molecular function: protein binding; structural molecule activity. Gene Ontology annotation, biological process: intra-Golgi vesicle-mediated transport; endoplasmic reticulum to Golgi vesicle-mediated transport; retrograde vesicle-mediated transport, Golgi to endoplasmic reticulum. The transcript has 7 exons. NCBI's taxonomy places the organism in Eukaryota, Viridiplantae, Streptophyta, Magnoliopsida, Brassicales, Brassicaceae. The record is from RefSeq and is a predicted model, not a curated record. The coding region runs from base 138 to 1016 and encodes 292 amino acids.
GUAACAUUCAAAAUGUAUGGGGCUUUAUGUACAGUACAUUUUUUUUUAUUUUUCUCCACACUUCAGUUUUCUCUAUUUUGGAGUUAGACACGGAUCUGUGAGAUCUAGAGGAAGAAGAAGAAGAAGAAGCUGAGACAAUGGCAUCCAUGGCAGGACCAGAUCAUCUCUUUAACCUGAGAAACCAUUUUUACUUGGGAGCUUAUCAAGCGGCGAUCAACAACAGCGAAAUCCCUAAUCUUUCGCAGGAAGAUAUCGUCGAGCGAGACUGUCUCGUCCAUCGCGCUUACAUCGCUCUCGGAAGCUAUCAGCUUGUCAUCAGUGAGAUCGAUGAAGCGGCUGCUACUCCUCUACAGGCAGUGAAACUCCUUGCUAUGUAUCUAGCGAGUCCUGGAAACAAGGAAUCAACCAUUUCGAGCUUGAGAGAAUGGUUGGCAGAUCCAACUGUAGGAAACAAUGCUAUUAUUCGGUUGAUUGCUGGUACUAUAUUCAUGCAUGAGGAAGACUAUAACGAGGCUCUGAAGCACACUCAUUCUGGAGGAACCAUGGAUCUGCAUGCUUUGAAUGUCCAGAUAUUCAUAAAGAUGCAUAGAUCAGAUUAUGCAGAGAAACAGCUAAGAGUGAUGCAACAGAUUGAUGAAGACCACACACUCACUCAACUCGCGAGCGCUUGGUUGAACCUGGCAGUAGGUGGUUCCAAAAUACAGGAAGCUUAUCUAAUCUUCCAGGAUUUCUCUGAGAAGUACCCAAUGACAAGUUUGAUCUUGAACGGCAAAGCAGUUUGCUGCAUGCAUAUGGGUAAUUUUGAAGAAGCUGAGACUCUACUACUUGAAGCACUCAACAAGGAUGCUAAAGACCCAGAAACUCUUGCAAACCUAGUUGUAUGCAGCCUUCAUGUCGGGAAAUCAUCUUCGCGAUACCUAAACCAGCUGAAACUUUCACAUCCAGAACACGUCCUUGUGAAGCGAGUAGCAUCAGCUGAAGAUAACUUCGAGAGAGCUCUUCAAUCUUUCGCCUGAAGGACCUCAAAAUCCAUGGAAUCAAUUUGCUUUAUAAUCUACCAGCAGAACAUCAUAUUCUUACCAGCCCUGUCUUGAAAUUAUCAUAUAUGAACAGUUUUUUUUUUUUUCCAUCGGAUAUGUUGCAUUUGAAUUUGAUUUCUCACUGAAGCUUUUGUUGUCAUUGAGUUUCGAAUCCAACAAAACUAGAGAUCUUGUUCCUUAAUA